AAAUCUACGGAAGCUUCCUGUAACUUCCUCUUUACUGCGCGAGCCUGAGCGAGACAGGCUCUUGUAAUCCACCAUGCCCGUUGCCAGGAGCUGGGUUUGUCGUAAGACAUACGUCACCCCCCGACGUCCCUUCGAGAAGUCCCGUCUCGACCAGGAGUUGAAACUCAUUGGCGAGUAUGGACUGAGAAACAAGCGUGAGGUGUGGAGGGUGAAGUUCACUCUGGCCAAGAUCCGUAAAGCUGCCAGAGAGCUGCUCACUCUGGACGAGAAGGACCCCAAACGUCUGUUUGAAGGUAAUGCUUUGCUCAGACGUCUGGUGAGGAUCGGUGUGCUGGACGAGGGUAAGAUGAAGCUUGAUUACAUCCUGGGCCUGAAGGUUGAGGACUUCUUGGAGAGAAGGCUGCAAACACAGGUCUUCAAGCUUGGUCUUGCCAAGAGCAUCCACCAUGCCCGCGUCCUUAUCCGCCAGAGGCACAUCCGUGUGCGCAAGCAGGUGGUGAAUAUCCCCUCCUUCGUGGUCCGCCUGGACAGCCAGAAACACAUCGACUUCUCCCUGAGGUCACCAUACGGCGGCGGACGCCCAGGCCGCGUCAAGAGAAAGAACGCCAAGAAGGGCCAGGGUGGAGCUGGAGGAGCUGAUGAUGAAGAGGAAGAUUAAGAAGGAUGACUUUCUGAGACUUCCUUGUUCUGUCAAAAUUCUCAAUAAAAUGUUUUUGGUCCAACCAGAAAA
This is a messenger RNA of Salarias fasciatus (jewelled blenny), 730 nucleotides long. It is a transcript of the gene rps9, whose product is annotated as ribosomal protein S9. The transcript has 5 exons. Lineage: Eukaryota; Metazoa; Chordata; Actinopteri; Blenniiformes; Blenniidae. The record is from RefSeq and is a predicted model, not a curated record. Gene Ontology annotation, molecular function: structural constituent of ribosome; rRNA binding. Gene Ontology annotation, biological process: translation; ribosomal small subunit biogenesis. Gene Ontology annotation, cellular component: cytosolic small ribosomal subunit. The coding region runs from base 74 to 658 and encodes 194 amino acids.